AUGGGUGAUUUUAACACGUGCCUUCUAAAAAAUGACUCGCGCUCCUUUCGAUUGAAAUCUAUAGUUCAAGCAGCUAACUUACAUAUUCUCCCUCUUUCUGCUACUCACUUUUUUCCAAAUUGUUCGCCAUCUCUUCUGGACCUUAUUCUUGUUUCUUCCAUUGAUCAUGUUGAUAAACAUGGUCAGUGUCCUGCUGAUGCAUUUUCAUAUCACGACUUGAUUUACUUAUCUUACAAAUUACGACCACCUAAACCUAAAUCGAGAAUCCUUCUGCUGCGUAAUUUUGAUGGUAUGGAUUUAGAUCGUCUGAGAGAUGAGGCUGCGAAGAUCGACUGGAAUGUUGUUCUUACUGGAGCUAACAUUGACGAAAGGGUUAAUAGCUUUAAUUCUCUUUUAAUACAACUCUACGACGUUCAUGCUCCAAUUCGGCCGGUCCGGAUUAAGCAUUUGCCUGCUCCGUGGCUUACUCAGGAGAUUAAAAAUUUGCAGCGUAAGAAAAAUUUUGCAAAAGCCAGGUAUAAAUUUGAUAACUGUGAUACCAAUAGAGAUAAAUAUAAAAAAAUUCGGAAUCACUGCAACAGGUUGUGUAGAGAUAAACAACGACGCUAUAUUCAUAAAUCUAUACUCGAUGAAGAUAAUUCCGGCAGAGUAUGGAAAUUUCUUAAGUCUCUUGGAGUUGGGAAAGCGAGUCAAAAUAGUAGCCCCAAAAAUAUUGACUUAAACCAGCUAAAUCAGCAUUUCUCUUCUUCUUGUGCCAUAGAUGAGGUCACAAAAAUACAAACUAAAACUCAAAUUUCAGCUUUACCCAAAUCUGACAAUCCUGCGUUUAUUUUUAGUCAAAUCACUGAUAGUGAUGUUAAGAAAAGCAUUGUUGAGGUCAAUUCUGAUGCAAUUAGUACAGACUGCAUUAGUCGUAAAAUGAUUAUCCCUAUUGUUGAUAUCUUGACUCCUGUUAUAAAAUCCAUCUUUAAUUAUUCCAUUUCAUCCGGAAAUUUUCCCUCCUCCUGGAAAGAAGCCCAGAUUACUCCUAUACCCAAAAAAGCAAAUCCCUCCAGUUUCUCUGACUACCGCCCCAUAUCCAUAAUUCCAUUCCUUUCAAAAGUUUUUGAGCGUAUAGUCCAUCGACAAUUGAGCAUCUACUUAUCUAGGUGGAGUCUUUUAAAUUCUUUCCAAUCCGGUUUCCGUGUUGGUCAUAGUACGACUACUGCCUUAGUCAAGAUUACAGAGGAUAUUCGUCUAAGUAUGGAUAAACAGCACGUAACAGUGUUGACCUUACUUGACUUUAUGAGCCAGAAGAGGCGCUCAAAUCAAUUAAACGGCGGGAACGACAAAACGCCCUGGCGACAUGGUGCAUUCGACUCGAGGAGCACUAUGAACACAAACGCAUCAUUAGAGCAAUCCUGCCGGUCUUCGAAGCCUGGAUGCAGCGACGAGCAGGAAGACUCACCUACAGACUUACAUAGAUAA
This is a messenger RNA of Parnassius mnemosyne (clouded apollo), 1467 nucleotides long. The record is from the annotation of a GenBank genome assembly. Lineage: Eukaryota; Metazoa; Arthropoda; Insecta; Lepidoptera; Papilionidae.